ACGACUGCAUUCAAAGAACGGAUAUGUAUAGUGUGCUGCAGUUCGUGCGAAAUGUCUUCUGUGUGCAUUGUAUGGAGAUUGCCCUCGGUGCCAGUUGAUUUCCCUCGAUCUUUUAAGGAGAAGAAAAAGAAUCCGCACUCCAGUGCGCGCGCAACUUCUGCACCGCUACAACACACUUGUGCACUUGUUUUCUCUUUACAAUAAAAAAGAGAUUUUUUCUUCUUCCGUUUGAAAACGAGGAAUACAUUGGGGCGGUCACUUUUGGCACUGCCCAGCUAUUGGAACAUAGAACAGUGUCAGUCGGUGGUGGGAGGUCUAGCUGGCCAUUUGUUUCUUCGGUGCUUUUCACAGUGUCAAAAUGAAACGACAUAAAAGUGAACUGGUUUUCAAAUUAAAUUUCAGGACAAUUAUGACCAACCAUCAGCGAGUGCUGUGCGAUUCUCACAGGGAAAUUAAAUUAAACUGAUAGACGAAUAUGACGGCAAAUAGCAACGACAGUGCGGGGUAUUUGUGGGCGAUCAACGCCACCCGCUGGUUUGUCGAUGACAGCAACGAGACGCUGGGCAUCGAUUGGGACGAUUGGGACGUGUCGCUGUGGACGCCGGAGCAGCGCCAACUUCUGGAACGUGGUGGGGUCUCUCGCCGAAUUCACGUCGCCCUUGGCGUCCUCCUCAGUUUCAUCGUCCUCUUCGGUUUCGCCGCCAAUUCCACCAUCCUCUACGUCUUCUCCAGGUUCAAACGGCUGAGGACGCCGGCCAACGUGUUCAUCAUCAACUUGACCAUCUGCGAUUUCUUCGCCUGUUGUCUCCACCCGCUGGCCGUCUACUCGGCGUUCAGGGGCCGCUGGUCUUUAGGUCAAACAGGCUGCAAUUUGUAUGGGAUGGGCGUCGCCUUUUUCGGACUCAACAGCAUCGUGACUUUGUCGGCCAUCGCCUGCGAGCGGUACAUCGUCAUCACGUCCAGCAGUUGCCGCCCGGCUGUCGCCAAGUGGCGGAUAACUCGUCGACAAGCGCAAAAGGCUUGUGCCGGGAUUUGGCUCCAUUGCGCCGCUCUGGUGACUCCGCCCUGGAUGCUGGGAUGGUCAUCCUACGAGCCGGAAGGAGUUCUAGUCACCUGCUCCUGGGAUUACACGACCAGGACCUUGUCCAAUCGGCUCUACUAUUUGUACCUUUUAUUACUCGGAUUCGUCCUGCCCGUCUCCGUUUUGACGUUUUGCUAUGCGGCCAUUUUCCGGUUCAUCUUCCACAGUUCAAAGGAGAUGACCCGGCUGGUCAUGGCCAGUCACGUCAAAUCGCCGUUCAGCACCAAUUCGACUUCAUUCCGCAAACGGCGGAGGCAAACGGACGUCCGGACGGCGCUGAUUAUUUUGUCGCUGGCCAUGCUCUGCUACACGGCCUGGACACCUUAUGCCAUCGUCAGUCUCAUCGGCCAGUUCGGCCCGGUCGACGAAGAUGGCCAGCCCAAGAAACUGUCGCCCAUGGCCACGGCCAUCCCGGCCUUCCUGGCCAAAACGGCCAUCGUCUUCGAUCCUUUGGUUUACGGGUUUUCCAGUCCGCAGUUCCGCUCUUCGGUCCGCCAGAUUCUGAACAGCGGCGGAUUGCGGGGAGGUCAGUCGCAUAACGCGAUUGCCGGCCUGACGAGAGUUCAAACGAAUCCGAAUUGCCAGCUGUCUCGCGUCAAUUCCGUCGCCGUCCUGUCAUCCAACCGAUUCAGAAUGAACAAAGAUCUUUCCAUUUCAGUCAACAAACUGGUGGUGGGUUCAGAAUUGUUCCAGCAUCAGCAGAGUAUUCCAUUCCAGCCAGUUGUCGGCGGUCAGCUCCGCAAAAGUACAAAGUACAGACGUCGCUUGGAUGAGAGCCGCCGAGCCGAUUCCACCGACGGGCCAACUCAUCCAAUGCCCAGCAACCAGCCCGUUGUCCCGUCUCAUUCCGCUUCUUUUCCGGAGCAGUUAUUCACUCAUCCGCAAAGUCGUUUGCCCAAAGAGCCGGAGAACGAUCCUUACAAAGACACUUGCUUCUGAGUUUAACAAGGUGCUGGCCCACCUGUUGAGUUCAUUUUUUAACAUGCAUUUUGAUUCCAAAAACGAUCGACAAAAUAUUAUUAGCCUAACGUAUGUCCGGUUGCCCAUCAUUUUAUUUCCCCUCUGAUUUUAUUCCAGAAUGAUGUAUAGCGAUGUGGCCUAUUUUCAAUUUUGUUUGAGUUCGAUUACACGCACGAGUUGUACAAAC
Molecule: messenger RNA, 2228 nt
Organism: Daphnia pulex (common water flea)
Lineage: Eukaryota; Metazoa; Arthropoda; Branchiopoda; Diplostraca; Daphniidae
Product: rhodopsin, GQ-coupled-like
Exons: 5
Coding region: 476-2020 (514 amino acids)
Biological process (GO): visual perception; G protein-coupled receptor signaling pathway
Cellular component (GO): membrane
Molecular function (GO): G protein-coupled receptor activity
Source: RefSeq, a predicted model, not a curated record